GCACGUACGCUGCGGACUCACCUGGUGGAUAAGCGACUUUCUGAGGAACUCCAAGCGAUGAAGGCAAUGACGGACAUAGAACUCCUUGAAGUGAAGACAUCUGAAGCCAACCUGCUAUCAUGUGAAGAGAGGCUGGCAGUCAAGAAAGCUGAAGAAUCUCUGAAGAAAACAGGAACUCGCUAUCAAGUGGCGGUCCCAUGGCGCGAGAAGGAACCAGAGCUGAGCAGCAACUACGAAGCUGUGCUACACCGACUCGUGCGGCUGGAAAACUCUCUCCGUCGUCAAGGAGUUGAUCUAGCAUCAAAGUAUCACGAGAUUUUGGAGGACUACGUUCGGAAAGGAUACAUGACUAAAGUUCCUGCCAAGCAAAGAUCGGACAGUGGGAAAAAGGAAUGGUUUCUUCCUCACUUCCCAGUCAUACGUGAAGACAAGGCAUCAACCAAGAUUCGCAUUGUGUACGACGCGGCAGCCCAGUUCCGAGGAAGGAGUCUGAACUCACAGCUCCUGCCAGGACCAUCACUGUACAGUGACCUCAUCGAAACUCUCGUCGGAUUUCGCCAGCACCCAGUCGCGCUUGUUGGGGAUGUCCGUGAGAUGUUCCUCCAAGUAGAACUGGCGGCUGAAGACCAGAAGUUUCAUCGCGUAUUGUGGCGAAACAUGAAGACAGAUGAGGAACCUACCGUCUAUGAAGCCAAACGCUGGAUCUUCGGCAAUGCUGCAGCGCCUUUUGUGGCACAGUUCGUCUUGAAAGAACAUGCACGGAGGAAUGCUGAUGAAUUUCCUUUAGCUGCAGAAGUCGUCAGCAAACAUGUCUACAUGGAUGAUGCGAUAGCGUCCUUCAAGGAUGCAGAGUCUGCCAUUGAAGCUAGAGCUCAGCUUCGUGAAAUGCUAGAAAAGGCUGGGAUGGAGAUGAAGAAAUGGAAGUCAAAUAGCCAGGAAGUUAUGGAAACGAUACCGGCGCAGGACAGAGCUCCAACCUCUCAUCACCGGAUCGAAGACAGAGGAGCAAACCCAACGAAGACACUAGGUGUAGUGUGGUCAGCAGGAGAUGACAGUCUCUCACUGGAUGCCACAAAACGCAGUUCAAAGUCUGGAAGUUGGACGAAGAGAGAUGUUCUGAGAGAGAUGUCGACGGUGUUUGACCCCUUGUGUUUAUUUGCACCGUUCACGCUACGAGCGAAGAUGCUGUUCCAGCUGACUUGGAGUGAUGGUGCUGGCUGGGACGACGUCCUACCCGAAGACCAGCAAAAGAAGUGGUCAGAGUGGUUUUACGAGCUGGGCGAACUCGGCACCAUAUCUGUGCCUCGAUGCAUCCACCCAUUUCAAGGACAGCCUGAACAACAAGUACACGUAUUCAGCGACGCUUCGGAGCAAGCAUACGCCGCAGCGGUGUAUGUGGUGUCAGAAGACGAUGGCGUUCGAGUCUCGAAUCUCGUUCUAGCACGCGCUAGAGUAGCUCCAAAAGCAAAGAAGCAAACCAUUCCGAGACUGGAACUCAUGGGAGCGUUGCUCGGCAUGCGCCUGGUCAAAAAAGUAUGCCAGGCACUUGGAAAGGACUUGAAGGAAGUAUACUUCUGGUCGGAUUCCAUGGAUAUCUUAUGCUGGAUCAGGAACGAAGUGGCUCACUUUCAGCCAUUUGUAGCGCACCGUGUUGCUGAAAUCCGAGAGUUCACCGCACCGGAACAGUGGCAACACGUUCCAGGAUCAAGCAACCCUGCGGAUGCGCCGACAAGAGGCCUGGGUCUGGAAGAACUAAGGGAUCACAGCUUGUGGUGGCAUGGACCGGCAUAUCUAUUAGAUGGCGAACAGUGCUGGCCAAAAAGAAAGGAAUUCAGCGAGGAAGAGUUCGACAAGAGUGAAUUUCGCAAGCUGGAACAGAGGAAAACAUUUGCUGUGACAACACCGGUUGCAUCAGGAUUCCGGCUCCAGCCAGAGAACUACUCUAGCUGGACGAGAUUUCUCCGAGUGUCUGCCUGGGUAUGGCGGUUCAUACACGCACUCAAGUCUAGAGAAAGCAGCAAGGGAAGCGAUUUUGAGAGAGCUAAGUCGAAUGAACUGACUCCAGAUGAAGUAGAAGAAGCUGAAAGAUUCUGGGUCAAACAAGUUCAGGAAGAGUCCUUCCCCGUAGAAGUGAAGCAGCUGACGAAGGUGCAGACGGGUCACUUCGUCUCCAAAAAAGCAUGUCGUGAGAGCCAAGUCAGGCAGCUGAGUCCAUUCAUGGACGAAUUCGGCGUGAUCCGUGUCGGAGGUAGAUUGCAAAGAUCGGACCUCAGCUACAAUGCAAAACACCCGAUUCUUCUCCCGAAGAAACACCCAGUCAGUAGGCUGAUCAUCCGACAAAUCCAUGAAGAUGCAGGACACGGAGUAGGAGUAGAGCACACCUUGGCUGAACUGAGAACACGAUAUUGGAUUCCUGCGGCGAGGGAAAUGAUCAAAGCCUGCAUUCGUCAGUGCGUGACAUGUCAGAAACUCCGCCAGAAAACAGAGACGCAAGUGAUGGCACCCAAACUGAGCUCUCAAGUCUGCCCAUCUUACCGUGCGUUUGACAAGUGCUCAGUGGACUUUGCGGGUCCAUUCAUUACGAAGCAGGGUCGCGGAAAAGCUCGUCAGAAGAGAUACUUAUGCGUCUUCACAUGCCUUCAAGUACGAGCCGUUCACCUAGAAAUGACGUAUGGAAUGGACACUGCCAGUUUCGUCAGGGCUCUGAUGCGAUUUAUAGCCAGACGAGGUCGACCCACGGAGAUAACAUCAGACAACGGAAGAAGUUUCGUUCGAGCUUCCAAAGAGCUGAGGCAGGCUGUGGAACGUCUAGACAACAACAAAAUACAGCGGGAGCUCCUGAAGUCGCACACAAAAUGGACAUUCACACCGCCCGGUGCUCCGCAUUUCAAUGGACCCUGCGAAGCCAUGGUUAAGAUGGCGAAAAGAGCGCUGGUGAAAACCCUGGAACAUGCCGAUCUGUCGGAUGAAGAGCUCCAGACAGCCUUUUGCAAGGCAGAAGCGCUCAUGAACACCAGACCGCUGACGGUGCUGUCUGCUGACCCUGAUGACGAGCCUCCACUGACGCCUGCCAACUUUAUCACAGGACCAUCAGACAUCGAGAUGGUGCCACCUGGCGGCUGUGAGGAUGUCUCUCUUAGACAGCGCUGGAAGCGAAUCCAGCAGCUGUCGACGGAGUUUUGGAGACGAUGGCUGCGAGAGUACCUGCCGUCCCUGCAGCAGAAGCAGAAGUGGUUUCAGCCUCAGAUCGACAUCGCCUCUGGUGACGUGGUGCUGGUGACCGAUCUAACCGCACCACGGGGGAAGUGGCCAAUGGGUCGUGUGGAGGAGGUGAUGCCAGGUGCUGACGGUCAUGUCAGAGUGGUCUCAGUCAAGCUGAAGGGCAAAACAGUCACGAGACCAGUAGUCAAACUGGUCAAACUCAGUGUCGAUGAACCACUACCAUAGGAGGUGGUCUCUGAGUUAGUUAUGUGUUGGAUUGACAGGUCAGUCCAAAGAGGGGGGGAGAUGUAGACGAGGAUGAGUAGCAGGCAUAGCGCGAGGCGCAUAUCUUGCGCAGUGAAAAUACGAGAAGAGAAAUAAAAGUUGUUGGAACCGAGCAACCGUGGUGUUUUGAAGUAGCAUUAAGAAUUAAGUAAAGUAUCACUUUUUAAGAAAUAUCGUUAAGAUGUUAAGAUAAUACACAACGCGAGGUUAUAUAC
Messenger RNA from Amphibalanus amphitrite, 3701 nucleotides. RefSeq lists its product as uncharacterized. Gene Ontology annotation, molecular function: nucleic acid binding. The record is from RefSeq and is a predicted model, not a curated record. The coding region runs from base 58 to 3447 and encodes 1129 amino acids. The transcript has 2 exons. Gene Ontology annotation, biological process: DNA integration. NCBI's taxonomy places the organism in Eukaryota, Metazoa, Arthropoda, Thecostraca, Balanomorpha, Balanidae.